CCUCCGGGCGGCGGGGCGCGGACUGCGGCCGAUCCAGGGCGCGGGUCGGCGGCCCGGCCAGCCCGGCGCGGCCCGGCCGGGGGCCGCGUCUUGAGCGUCCGCCCUCGCCGCUGCAGCCUCAGCGCCCGGCUGGCCGGCCAUGGAGGCCCCGCGCCCCCCAGCGCCCGGCCUGGGGUGCGGGCGCCUCCCGCUCCGCGCCGCUGGCAGGGACCCCGCGGCUGCGCCGGUAUCGGUGCCCGGGCCGCUGCAGGGCCCUGCCGGGGGCGGAGGCGGAGGCUUUGCGGGCUCGGAGUUCGCGCGGUCGCCGGAGCCGCGGGCCGCGGACCUAGGGGCCCCGGGGCUGUGGGCUGGGCCCCCGACGCGGUCCGUGCACGUCCCGGUGCCGGCGCAGAGAGCCCCCCCUGGGAAGUCUCGGCUGGAUGAGGUCAUGGCAGCCGCGGCCCUCACAAGCCUGUCCAGCAGCCGCCUCCUGCUGGGGGCCCCCAGUACAGCCUGCAGCCCGGAGCCCGGCUUGGAGCCCUGGAAGGAAGGCUUUGUGCGGCCCCCGGGCAGCUGCAGCUGGGGCUGGGACCUGGCCAGUGACCAGCCCUCUCCAUCCACCCCUUGGCCCCCACUGCCCCCUGAGGCAGCCCACUUCCUGUUCGGAGAGCCUGCCCGGAGGAAGCGGAAGAGCUCAGUGCAGGCCCUGUUCCAGUGUCUGUGGAAGCAGUGCGGGAAGGUGCUGAGCACAGCCUCCGGGAUGCAGAGACACGUCCGCCUGGUGCACCUAGGCAGGAGGCAGGCGGAGCCAGAACAGAGUGACGGUGAGGAGGACUUCUACUACACGGAGCUGGAUGCUGGCGUGGAGACACUGACCGAUGGGCUCUCCAGCCUGACCCCAGUGUCCCCUGCUGCCUGCGGGCCACCUGCUUUCCCCCACCUGGGACUGCCUGAGGCCCCCGCCCCGCCCCCACCCCCCGUUGUGGGCUCUGCAGGCCCCCCCAAGGUGUGCCGCAGUGACCAUGCCUACCAGGCGGGUGAGGUCACAGGCAGGACGUGGGAGCCUGUCUCUGGGCGCUCCCGAGGGGAGCAAGGCCACAGCUGUGCCUCCCCCCAGGACUGCCUGGGGCCCGCCCACCCGGAGCCGCAGCUCAGCACCUUCCGGGCCUGCUCGCCAGCCCUACCCUCCAAGCUUGGUGCCAGCCCGAGCACCCCAUGCCCACCGUGUGCCCCCAGGAAGCCCCAAGGCGAUGCCAGGAAAUGCCGGAAAGUCUAUGGCACAGACCGCCGGGACCUGUGGUGCACCGCCUGCCGCUGGAAGAAGGCCUGCCGGCGCCUCCCAGACUGAGUGCUGGGCACAUGCCUCUCCCCCGCCAGCCGCUGCAGGGGACACGUCCCCCUCCCCCUGGGCCUCUACCAGCUGCAGGGGCUACCUAAUGGGGAAAGGGAAGUUGAUGACCCUGGACCCCCAGAGGUUGGGGGGUCCACACCACUCAAAGUGCCUCUGAAGAAACCAGCCUUUUGCACUAAAGCCAGACCGUGCGCUGUGCCCUCAGCCCAGGGUCCCCGGGGAUGGCCGCCCUCCCUGCCAGUGGCCUGUGGACUCGUCACGGAUGCCACUGGGCCCUGCUUCAGGGCCACGUGGGCCAGUCCACAAUGCACUUUGAGGGGUGUCAGGGAGGAGCCUCCUCCACCCGCACUUAACCUGAUGGUUCAAGGGCCCUGGGGCCUGACCUUUGUACCAUGUUUUUGAAGCUCAGGUGUCUCAUGUCUGGGCCACGCCAGAUAAGGAGAAAAAUUAAAGAUUUGGGGUUUUUCCAGAA
Molecule: messenger RNA, 1802 nt
Organism: Manis pentadactyla (Chinese pangolin)
Lineage: Eukaryota; Metazoa; Chordata; Mammalia; Pholidota; Manidae
Gene: SLC2A4RG
Product: SLC2A4 regulator
Exons: 7
Coding region: 140-1327 (395 amino acids)
Biological process (GO): regulation of transcription by RNA polymerase II
Cellular component (GO): nucleus
Molecular function (GO): RNA polymerase II cis-regulatory region sequence-specific DNA binding; DNA-binding transcription factor activity
Source: RefSeq, a predicted model, not a curated record